AUGCCGGCACUUGCAAUCUCACUCGGAGACGAACAAAAGGCAUUUGAUGCCGAAGUUGUAGCAAUUGAGAAGCAAUGGAGUUCUCCAAGACAAGCACACUUGAAGCGGCCUUACGAUGCUCGCACUAUUGCCGCGCUGCGCAACUCUGUUCCUCUGGCGUCGUCGCUGUCCUCUACACAAGCUGUCAAGUUAUGGAACCAGCUGCAUGAACAUAGAGUCAACAAUACUUGCGAACUGACAUUUGGCACCACUGACCCCGCGACCGUGUCUCAAAUGGCAAAGUACCAGCAGACCGUCUACGUCUCUGGCGCGCUCUGUGGAUUCUCUGAAGUGGCCAUCCCUGGCAUGGACCACGCCGACUAUCCCUGGGACACGGUGCCCAAGGUGGUGUCCAAGAUCUUCAAGUCGCAGCUCUGGCAUGACCAGCGGCAGCGACAGUUCCGAUUGCGCCACCUCCAAGAACAGCGAGCUGAACUGGAGAACUGGGACUACCUGGCCCCCAUUGUGGCAGACGGCGACAUGGGCUUUGGUAGUUUGACCAGCACCAUGAAGAUGGCCAAGGAGUUUGUCGAAGCCGGCGUGGCCAUGAUUCAUAUUGAUGAUUUGGCCAUUGGCAUGAAAAAGUUCACCGUCGGACAGGGCCGUACCGUCGUGCCGACGAGCGAGUACCUGGAUCGCUUGACGGCCGUCCGAAUGCAAUUCGACAUCAUGGGCGCUGAGACCCUCUUGCUUUGUCGCUGCGACACGGAUCACUCCGAGUUCAUCACCAGCGUCAUUGAUGAGCGGGACCACGAGUACGUCAUUGGCGCGACCAACAAGGUGGAGCCUCUGAAGGACUUUUUGAAGUCGGCCCAAGUCGAGGGAAGGGACCUCAAAGAAGCUAGGAAUGAGUGGAAGGACAAGGCGGGACUCGUAACCUUUGACGAGGCUGUCAAGGCCGUGGCCUCCGCAGACGAGUACGCUGCAUACGCUGCCGAGAUUGCCAAGCAAAAGUUCACCUCUCUCCCCAAGCGACGGGAAAUUGCAAGCAGUACAGUCGGCAAGGACGUUUUCUUUGACUGGGAUACUCCGAGAUCCUCGGUUGGCCAGUACAUGUUCAAAUCCAACGUGAAGGCGGUAGUGGAACGCGCCCUUGCUGCAGCACCACUGGGAGACGUGACCUGGGCCAGGAUGGAUUCGCCAGUAUGGAAGGACAUUGUUGAAUUCCACACGGAGAUCCGCAAGGUCUACCCCGAGCGCCUCUUUGCUUUUGGCUACACUGGUGACUAUGACUUUAACAAGGCGGGCUUCUCCAAUGAGCAGAUCAAAACAUUGCAUCUCGACCUGGCCAAGAUGGGUAUCGUCUGGCAGGUUCAGCCAAUCUGGAGUUUGCAGGGCCUCAACAUGGUAACUACAGAUUUCAGUAAGCUGUGGAGUGAGGAAGGUAUCGCUGGAUAUCUGCGAACCGUUCAAGGGCCAGCACUUGGCAGAAAGCCCAUGACGGACGGAUUCGAGAAGCUUUCAUGGUGUGGUGGCUAUCUUGCAGACGCUUUCUUUGAGACAGUCGCCGGUGAAAACAUUGUGGAAAAGGGCAAGGCUGUUUACUUUAAGAGGCAUUGA
Molecule: messenger RNA, 1599 nt
Organism: Pestalotiopsis fici W106-1
Lineage: Eukaryota; Fungi; Ascomycota; Sordariomycetes; Amphisphaeriales; Sporocadaceae
Product: Mitochondrial 2-methylisocitrate lyase
Exons: 1
Coding region: 1-1599 (532 amino acids)
Biological process (GO): carboxylic acid metabolic process
Molecular function (GO): isocitrate lyase activity
Source: RefSeq, a predicted model, not a curated record